Messenger RNA from Aspergillus caelatus, 909 nucleotides. RefSeq names its product pyridoxal phosphate-dependent transferase. Gene Ontology annotation, biological process: amino acid metabolic process; biosynthetic process. The coding region runs from base 1 to 909 and encodes 302 amino acids. The transcript has 4 exons. Gene Ontology annotation, molecular function: transaminase activity; pyridoxal phosphate binding. The record is from RefSeq and is a predicted model, not a curated record. Lineage: Eukaryota; Fungi; Ascomycota; Eurotiomycetes; Eurotiales; Aspergillaceae.
AUGUGGAUACUGAACCAACUGCUCUUGGUUAUCUCCAUAGGCUUCGUUUAUGUUGAAGCCGUGGACCCCAUACAAGACUAUCUGUCACCUCGCGCAUCGCAAGCUAAUGUUAAUGGCACUGGCUGGAGAACCCUUAACCAGACUGUACUGUCCAAACCGUAUGAUCCAAAGGCACAUCCUAGAGGAAUGUAUCCCAUCUCCGAAUAUGACUUCAUCGUGGCAUCGGGUGUUACUUCAUUAAUUGACUCAUUAACAUGGCGUAUAUGUAGUGACAACGAGGCGAUCAUUAUUCCUCGACCGUUGUAUAACGGAUUUCCUACCGAUAUGCGCCUGCGCAGCAAUGGGACACUGUUACCUGCGUCUUUCAUGCGAGACAACGAGACAGUAUCUCUGGAAGAUGCAUUUAAUCCGACAUCGUUAAAUAGAUCGCUAGAAAAGACGUUAGAGGAAAGUAAUCGGCACUCGGGAAAAGCUUCCAAAGAAGCUCUAAUGACAUUAGCAAGCUUUUGCGGUCGACACAGAAUCCACUUUAUCUCAGAUGAAAUCUAUGCCAACUCUGUUUUCCCUGAUGAAAACCUCUUCACGUCUGUUCUGUCGCUCAAUUUGAGCGGUAUCAUUGACCCAAAUCUCGUCCAUGUUAUGUAUGGGAUGAGCAAGGACUUUGGGGCAAGUGGGCUUCGACUUGGUGCUCUGCAUUCACGUAAUCAGAAUUUGAUUCAGGCUGCUGCUGGUGUCAACCUGUUCUCAUGGCCGUCUUACCUCGCCCAGGAUAUGUGGGCCCGCCUCCUCCAAAAUGAGACCAAGACGAAUGAGCUCCUCAGCCAGAACAGAAAUCUCCUUAAUCAAACCUAUAGUAAUGUGACGUCUUGGCUUGAUCGGAGGAAUAUCACUUAUUUCCGUGGCGGGUGA